AUGAAGCUCUUUAAAUCUGCAUUUGGAAAGAAAGAAUAAGAUAACAAUUUAGAAAAAUAAAAAUAAUCUAAUGGUACAUUUACUAUUGAUGAAUAAUUUAUGACUCCAGAAUUUUUAUAUAAACCUUCAUAAGAUGGAACAAAAAGAUUAUCAAAAUAGUUCUUUCUUUCUUUAUCUACAAUUGAAAAUACUUUUAAUUUGUAAUAAGUUAAGUCACAUUCUUUAGUUGAAGAAUUAGUUGCUAUGUAUCAAGAAUGUGUUUAAAUUUAUGAUGGAUUAAUGGAUCCUAUCAAAUAUUAUUUCGUUGAUAAAAUUAAGAACAUCUUGAAUUAAACAGAUAAAUUUUAAGGAAGAAAUCAUUCCUCAUCUUAGCAUGUCCAAUCAAUAUCCACUAAUAAUUAAUAAAGAAUAAAUUACUAAGAACAGAAACCUUUUUUUAAGGACUUUGAAGAUUUUGCAGAUCGAACUGAAAAAUUGACUGAAUUUGUUACACCAAGAGAUGAAGAAUACUUAUAUAAGAAUAAUUAAAAUAAACAUGAGGAAAUUAAAAAAAAAAUUGAUAUCUAAUAAUAGAUUAUAUAAUAAUAAUAGUAAGAAUUGUAAGCUAUAAAAAAAGAAAAUAACAAUGCAAGUAAUUAUUUCUCAAAAUCACUCAAUUCAACACCUACUGUAGCAUAAUAGGUAAAUUUAAAAUAAUCAGAAAAUAAAUAACAAAUUUAGUCAUAAUUAGAAAAUUAAGAAUUAUCUAUUUAAGCUAGAUUGUAAUUACGUUAGAAAAAUUAAAAAGUAAAAAAAGAGCAAUGAUUUUAUAUAAAUAAGU
This is a messenger RNA of Paramecium sonneborni, 820 nucleotides long. Lineage: Eukaryota; Ciliophora; Oligohymenophorea; Peniculida; Parameciidae. The record is from the annotation of a GenBank genome assembly.